Messenger RNA from Phragmites australis (common reed), 925 nucleotides. Its product is annotated as E3 ubiquitin-protein ligase AIRP2-like. The coding region runs from base 202 to 906 and encodes 234 amino acids. Lineage: Eukaryota; Viridiplantae; Streptophyta; Magnoliopsida; Poales; Poaceae. The record is from RefSeq and is a predicted model, not a curated record. Gene Ontology annotation, molecular function: ubiquitin protein ligase activity. Gene Ontology annotation, biological process: protein ubiquitination. The transcript has 5 exons.
AGUUGGACUCGGCUAGAAGAAGCGAGCGAGCGAGCGAGGAAAGGAAAGGAAUCCAAGCCGGGGGCGCGAGGGAAGGCAACCAGGUAGAAUCCAAUCGACGAGUGGGAGGGAGGCGACGAGCUUUAGGCAGGGUUCUGGGUUCUGCCGUGCGAUUUAGCUCUCGCAGCGGGAGGGACGGACGGAGGGGGAGGCCGCCGGCCGAUGCGGAGGUUCCAGGACUCCGUGAAGGCCCUCGAGGCCGACAUCGAGCACGCCAAUGCGCUGGCGUCGGAGUUCCUGAGGGACUACGACGGGUCGGUGAUCCAGAUGCGGAUGGCGUACAGCGCCGUCGCGCAUUUCCUCCUGCAGUGGACCGACUGCAAGCUUGCCGGGAGGCUUGGCCUCCUCAAGAUCAUGCUCUACAAGGUGUACGCGGACGGCUCGACGGCGCUGCCGGAUUGGGAGCGGGAGGCCAGCAUCAGGGAGUUCUACGGCGUCAUAUUCCCGUCGUUGCUGCAGCUGCCGAGCGGGAUCACUGAACUCGACGAGAAGAAGCAGAGGAGACUCUGCUUGCAGAAAUUCAGGAGGGAGGAGACGCUUUCCGAGGUGGACUCGGAGAGGGAGCUCGAGUGCGGGAUUUGCCUCGAGGUUAGCCGCAAGAUCGUGCUGCCGGACUGCGCCCACACGCUGUGCACGCGGUGCUUCGAGGAUUGGAACGCCAAAUCAAAGUCCUGCCCCUUCUGCCGGGCCUGCCUCCAGAAGGUGAAGCCGAGCAACCUGUGGAUGUACACCGACGACAGCGACAUUGUGGAUAUGGAUACCUUGACAAGGGAGAACAUCAGGCGACUCUUUAUGUACAUAAAUAAGUUGCCACUUGUAGUCCUCCACGUAGUUGAGCUUGACAUUUACGAGUACCGUAUCAAGUAAACCGCUCUUUGUUCAUACA